CUGGGAGGGAUCCAGAAAUGUCUCCAUUCCUGAAAAUGAUCGUGCUGGGAGAAGACCCUGCGAUCCAAGACCUUCGGCCAGGAUCUGUGACUUCUGCCGCUGUUAGACCUUCUACUCCUUGGCCCAACUAUAGGCCCCCAGUCGACUUCUUCUGCCGCCCAUGGCGGAGACCGAGUGGUGGGACCUGCCUUUGGUGCCGGCCGCGGCCGGCGUGGCCGGCGUGGAGGACCGUAGCCGCUUCCUGCGGCUGCACCGGGCACCACGUGGGGGGCGAGCCCAUGGCACCGUGGUGGUGCUCCAUGGAGGCUACUGGAAGAACAAGUUUGGCCUGGAUGACGCCUAUGGCAAUGCCGGCACCAUCAGCCUGCAUCGCUUCUUUUGGGAGAAGGGCUUCUCGGCGGUGGAGGUGGAGUACCGCCGCCGCGACCAUCCCGGAGGUGGUUGGCCUGGCACCAACGAGGACAUCCUGAGUGCCUUGACGCGGAUCUCGCAGCUGAAAGCAGAAGGCUUGGAGGAAGGUCUGCCGCUUUCUCCUCAGCUCGGUGAAGCGAUCCAAAGCUUGCGCCCCGAGCGGCUGAUUCUGCUGGGCCACUCCGCUGGCGGCUGUUUAGCCCUGUGGGCCGCUCAGCGGUGGAGUGGCACCGCUGGUGCAGUGGCACCGCUGGUGCUGGCCGCGGCGCCGGUGGCGGACUUGGUGAAGGGAUAUGAGAUGAAGGUCUCAGAUGAAGGCGAUGCUGUGGAGUUGUAUAUGAAGCAGCCACCGACCUCUGAGAGUGCUCUGGAGGCCUAUCGAUUGGCCUCCCCAGCCGCGAACCUGCCAGUGAGCUUCCCACUGCUCAUCGUCUAUGGUGAUGCGGAUGCCGACGUACCUCCCGAGCUCGUCACUGGGCCGCUGCGAGAAGGCGAACGGGCGCCCGCGUGAACCGGCCGCUGCGUCCGGAAGAGGACGCGUUUGCACUGAAGUCUGCUGAUCCGGAAUGUGAGGCCCUUUUGGUCAAAGCCUAUGCCCACGCGGCGCGCGCUGGAGCGCCCGCCCUGGUCUCGGUGCUCGAGAUCUCCCAGGCCGACCACUUCCAGGUGGUCGACGCCACCAGCGACGCCUGGCGCCAGGCCAUUGUUCCGGCCUUGGCCCAACUCGUCCGGCAACACUAUGGAGAAGAAGCGGCGAUGGCCCUGGAAAGCAACUGAAGCACAUGUGUUGUGCUGGAAAAGGCCCAGAAAAAUGGUCCUGGCGAAAAGCAGCACAUGUUUGCAACUGGGAUCCCGUUUGGCCUUGUCAAAA
Molecule: messenger RNA, 1282 nt
Organism: Durusdinium trenchii
Lineage: Eukaryota; Dinophyceae; Suessiales; Symbiodiniaceae
Source: the annotation of a GenBank genome assembly